UUGCCAAUUGCCACUGCUGCUUGUUUAUAUUUGUUUCGUUUUCUUCUUUCUUGUUAAAGCUUUUGUUUCAAGAAGAAAAAUUUCCCAACUUUAAGAAUAUGUCCUCCUCUUCCUGCUGUUGCUUCUCAGAUCUCCACCUUGGAUUAUAUCUUUCAUCACGGGUUAAUGAAGCUCAAUGAUUUUUCAUCAGGGAGCAGAACAAGCCCCGACGACGUUUGCAGGUUGAUAUCAACUAUUCUCAUAAAGGGGUUCUAUCCAAGAAACGUAAUCAGAUAUUUUCAGAAGUGAGUGAUUUCAUAUGAAUGUGUUGGGAUGUUGGAGCUUAAUUUGAGUAAGAUGGACAGGUCAGAUACAUCAGGCUUUGUUAGCAGUGGAGAUCAUGUGUUUGGAUUUUGUCUACUUUUUCAUUUAGUUACAUGGACCUGAGAACUGUAUGUGGUGAAAGAGUGAUUUGUUAUUUUGGUCUCAUAAAAGCGCAACUCUCAGCAAAUGGAUUUGAACAGGAAGAGCAUACUAUCUUCCCACGAUGGGGAGAUCACAAAAAAUGGCAACUAUGGUGACACCAUUCUAUGUUUGAAUAGCCCUGGCUUAAGUGGAAGCAACACAACCAGGUAUAGAUGUUCUCAAAGCAACUUCAGGGUUGACUCUUCCAGUGCGCCUGAUGACAGCUGCAGAUUAGUACUUGGAUUGGGCCCAACACCAAGUGAAUACUGCAAUGAUUAUUACAAUUUUCAGGUUACAAAAAAUAAAGGAUUGGCCACUGCAUUAUCUCAGGGAUUUGCAUCUGAGGGUGAUUCAAUCCUCCAACUUGGUCUCUCUGGAGGGACUGUGGAAGCUUCAACGGUGCUGGAUUGCGCAAUUUCAGGAGAGACUGAUGUUAAUAUGUCAUUUCUCCGAAACCAUGAUAAUCAACUCUCGAUUCCAGUUGUUGAUGAAGGUUCUACUUCAGCCAAGAAAUCAGGUGGUUAUAUGCCAUCACUUCUUUUUGCUCCGAGAAUGGACAGCACCAAGGUUUCUUUGCAGACCCGAGAACUCUUGGAGCUUGGGGCCAAAUCUCAGCUGAGGUAUGAACCUUCUUCUACAGAAGAGUACUCGGCAGGAACAAUCUCUGAGCAGGCAACUACAGAAACAUCUUCAGACUACCGAACUAGCAAUCCGAAGAAAUGCAAGUUUUUAGGCUGUAGAAAGGGAGCACGAGGGGCAUCUGGUCUUUGUAUUGGUCAUGGAGGCGGACAGAGAUGCCAGAAACCUGGGUGCAACAAGGGUGCUGAGAGCCGAACGGCAUACUGUAAGGCACAUGGUGGAGGGAAGAGGUGCCAGCACUUGGGAUGCACUAAAAGUGCUGAAGGGAAAACAGAUAACUGCAUAGCUCAUGGUGGUGGUAGACGAUGUGGCUAUUCUGGAGGAUGUACCAAGGCUGCACGAGGAAAGUCGGGGCUUUGCAUUAGACAUGGUGGGGGUAAAAGGUGUAAGGUGGAAGGCUGCACUCGUAGUGCUGAAGGACAGGCUGGUUUAUGUAUAUCUCAUGGUGGUGGCCGCCGUUGCCAGCAUGAGGGGUGUGCAAAGGGAGCCCAAGGGAGUACUAUGUAUUGCAAGGCACAUGGUGGUGGAAAGCGUUGCAUAUUUCAAGGUUGCACCAAGGGUGCUGAAGGAAGCACACCAUUAUGCAAGGGACAUGGUGGAGGAAAGCGUUGCCUUUUUGAUGGUGGUGGGAUUUGUCCUAAGAGUGUACAUGGAGGCACUAAUUUCUGUGUUGCUCAUGGUGGUGGAAAGAGGUGUUCUGUGUCAGGCUGCACGAAAAGUGCCCGUGGCCGUACUGAUUGUUGUGUCAGGCAUGGUGGAGGAAAGCGAUGUAAGUUUGACAACUGUGGAAAAAGUGCUCAAGGAAGCACAGACUUCUGCAAGGCUCAUGGUGGGGGAAAGAGAUGCACUUGGGGAGAGGGAGAAUGUGAGAAAUUUGCCAGAGGCAAGAGUGGUUUAUGUGCUGCUCAUAGCAGCCUGGUCCUGGAGAGGGAGAUGAGCAAGGGAGGUCUCAUUGGACCCGGACUUUUCCAUGGGCUUGUAUCUGCAUCUUCAACUGCAGGAAGCAGUUUUGAUUACACUCAUUCUUCUUCAGGAAUCAGUGUUAUCUCCGACAGCCUUGAUUCGCUAGAAAAUCCAGGAAAAAGGCAUCUCAUACCGUCGCAGGUGUUGGUUCCUCUAUCAAUGAAGUCCUCAUCAUCCUAUUCAAAUUUAUUGAGUUCUGAGAAGCCUGUGGUAGAGAGAAACGGGUAUGGAACUGGUGUUGGGAGCAGUGACGGGAGAAAGAGCUUCGACUUCAAAAUUCCAGAGGGGAGGGUCCAUGGAGGACCUCUCAUGUCACUAUUUGGUGGUAAUUUGAAAAAUGCUAUUGAUGGCAUCUGAUAAAUACUAGUUGAUGUCUUAGCAUGUAGAUUUUAUAGUAUUGGGACACACUUUGAUGAUGCAAUUGUGUAUAAUAUUUGCUCAAUGACUCGUACAUAGCUUCUGUACUUUACUGCAAUGCAAGGGUGAAUGGGUGAUUUGGAUUU
Messenger RNA from Rosa rugosa (rugosa rose), 2549 nucleotides. RefSeq lists its product as uncharacterized. NCBI's taxonomy places the organism in Eukaryota, Viridiplantae, Streptophyta, Magnoliopsida, Rosales, Rosaceae. Bases 490 to 2403 code for a protein of 637 amino acids. The transcript has 2 exons. The record is from RefSeq and is a predicted model, not a curated record.